UUUUUCCUGCAAAGACAAAUUAGAACCCACAUCUACUGUGAAAAUCAAGGUGCUUUGAACUGAAAGUUGCUUAAGAUUAUAUAUAUAUGUAAACGUACAUAAGCAUUAAAGUUUUAUCAACAAAGUGUACCUAAGUAAGUAUCAAUAGAAGUAUUCAUUAUGUAGCAUGUUUUUUUGAGCGCGUUAUUACAGUAUAGUUUUUGAUGCAUUAUGCAUUAUAUUAAGAUUAUAUUAGGCUAUGUUCUGCAUGAAUGUUGAAGGAUCAGUAAAUAUUUUACUCUCACUUAUAGGGGAAUAGAGGUACAAAGUACAGUCAAUUGGAAAUACUAAAAAAAUACAGUAAAAUACAAAUAUCUAGUAUUGUAAGUGCGGUCAACCCUUACAUACAGCUUAGAUGGUCCACUUUGUUACGCAGUUAAAUGCAACUUUCGUGCGUCAAUUUAUCUUUUAUUUUGAAGGGUUAAACCGGAAGUUGUCUUGUAGCACUCAAGAUAACAUGAUUUCUAGAGUUACUUCCGGGAUCCGCUAAUGACCAAGUUGUAAGUGUUGCCGUCAAAGGCUCUUAUCUAUGAUUUUAAAACUUUAAAAUAAAAAAAACUUUUCUCUAUAAAAGCCGAGAGGUGCACCAUCAGCUUUGGCUCAAACCAGUCUGGUCAGGACCGUACUUCCUUGUUUAGGAAGUGUGAACCACUGUGAACUUUUGCUUUAACGUUAGUUAACUAUUAGCCGCGGAAGUAACUUAAUUUGGCAAGAUGACACGGACUGAGCACUUUAAAAUGAUCUUUCAAAUUUUCAAAGACGUGGCUCCUGUCCUCACGAGUGGGAUUCUAACAGUGGUGCUCGUAUCGUGUGUUUUGUUUGGUAUCCAAACAUAUUUCAACUUCACACAGGGUGUCUUCAGUGUUGGUGCCACUGUUUUUCAAAAUGGACACCUCCACAGACUCUUGGCCUACCCUUUUUACCACAAAACCCUCGCUCAGCUUAUCUUGAACAUUAUAGUCCUGGCGUUUCUCAGUGGCAGCGUGGAGAAAGGUGUCGGUACUGUCCGCUUCCUGUUCCUGUUCUUCCUGCUGUCGACCACCACAGGCUUGUUUUACAGCUUCGUGGAUCUUAUGCAGGUUGAUGGCAACCACAGUCACGCAGAGGGGCUGGUUCCUGUGGCCCUUGCAUGUGUGGCUCUAACUACCAUGCACACAAGAAUGACAAAAGGUUUCCUGUGUGGAGUCAGCUUCCCCACCAUGGCUCUGCCCUGGGUGUUCCUCAUAAUCACCACUGCCCUCGUUCCUCACAGUGUGCUCCCCUGUAACGUCAUCGCAAUCCUGGUUGGAGUGAUGUAUGGGAAAGGAUGGCUCUCUCUUAUGGACCUGUCUGAGGCCAGAGCUGGCAUUCUGGAGAAGAUGAUGCCUUUCAGGUUCUUGAGGAGCAUCAGUGGUGCCAUGUUUGUCCCCGCUUCCACAGAAGAGCGGAGGAAGACCCUCCUUCCACAAAUCAAUCCAACACCCGGGUCCUACCCGGUCCAGGCUUAUGCUCCAUUAUCCAGCAUCAAUAGUGCUGAUACCAUGGGCAAGUUUUACGAAGGCUGGCCAAAUUCGAUCAAUGCUCUGUCCAGUCCCACACCACCUAUCAGUCCUCAUCCUCAUGGACAUAGCUCAGCACAUGGCUUUGGACUCAGUCAUGGACAUGGUUCAGCACAUGGCUUUGGACUCAGUCAUGGACAUGGUUCAGCACAUGGCUUGGGACUAAGUCACGGACACUGUUCAGAGCAGAGUUUUGGCCACAGUUGCAACCACAACCAUAGUCAUGUUCAGCUAUAGUCAUGGUUAUUUAUUCAAUUGCUUUACAAUUUUCUAACCAUACAGAUAAGCCUUUUUCUGUCGAUACUCUAUUUUUGUACCUGCAGUGUCUGUUGUCACUCGAUUGUGUCAUCUACAAUGUCAAAUGCUCGGACACAUUGUUAAUUGAUGGUUUUAUAUUAGGCUUUUACAGUAUUUGUGGAGUGUCUGCCUGCCUUUUUAAUUAAAUGGCAUUUCUCUGAAUGUUUUAAUGUUACGGUGACUUUUGUACCUUUUGCCCCUCAUUAUUAUUUUUUGAAAUAAAUGUAUUAAACUCACAUACACACAAA
Messenger RNA from Micropterus salmoides (largemouth bass), 2122 nucleotides. It is a transcript of the gene rhbdd2, whose product is annotated as rhomboid domain containing 2. NCBI's taxonomy places the organism in Eukaryota, Metazoa, Chordata, Actinopteri, Centrarchiformes, Centrarchidae. The transcript is spliced from 2 exons. Gene Ontology annotation, cellular component: membrane. Gene Ontology annotation, molecular function: serine-type endopeptidase activity. The record is from RefSeq and is a predicted model, not a curated record. The coding region runs from base 753 to 1814 and encodes 353 amino acids.